Messenger RNA from Acanthaster planci (crown-of-thorns starfish), 2311 nucleotides. Its product is annotated as CD320 antigen-like. Gene Ontology annotation, molecular function: protein binding. NCBI's taxonomy places the organism in Eukaryota, Metazoa, Echinodermata, Asteroidea, Valvatida, Acanthasteridae. The record is from RefSeq and is a predicted model, not a curated record. Gene Ontology annotation, cellular component: plasma membrane.
UUAUCAUUCUGCCACGAUGACUUAUCUUACAACCUUCCUUCUACUGGCUGCGGUGCUCAUGGUCCGUUCCACACCACCCAGCCUUUCAUUCGAGUACAGCGAUGAUACCAUGUUUGAAUGCACCAACGACGCAAUACAUUGCGAAAACAAAUAUGGCGACUGCAUUCCAAGCUACUGGAAUUGUGAUGAUGUCGCUGACUGUAAAUAUGGCGAAGAUGAACAGGACUGUCAUUCGUCUAGCAGUUCCCAAUACCGUGAUGAUAUGUUCGAAUGCACCGACGACGCAAUACACUGUGAGAACAAACACGGUGAUUGCAUUCCUGAAUAUUUUCGCUGUGAUGACAUCGUUGAUUGCUAUGACGGUCAAGACGAAGUUGGUUGUGAUGAGAACAAAAAGAAACGCGUUCGCAUACACCAAGGCUCUCAAGGUCGUGCAAGGGGACGCGGAAAUAACUAGACCACGUGAGAGAGUAACGACCAACGAAUGAACAGGAACAGCAUGACAAUGGCCAACAAUAUGGUGACCUAUAAUUGCACCAUGAAAACUUUCUUAGUGUCAUCCAACUAUAUACUUACAUAAGUUAUAAAGUUUCCUGUAACUGGUGAGUUAUAGACGACGUUUAGGCAGAGUUUUGCUUGCCCGUUGCAAAGAUUUUUUAUCCACUCAACCUAUUUCCGCAAAUAAUAAUAAAUAUUAUUAUUUUCAUCCUUCCCAUUGUGCUUUAUCACUGUUGCGGUUUUGCUUUAUCAGCAUUCCGAUGUUGCAUAUCAGCGUUCUAAUAUUGCUUUAUCGGUGUUCCGAUUUUGCUUAAUCAGCACUUUUAAUAUUCCCACCUUAUUGCGAUUUAGAAGACUUGAUUACGUCAUUGUUGUAGAAAAUUGUCCUCCAUUAGCUUCCCUUCAGCUACGAUACCCUCAACGGCGUAAAGGGUUGCAUUUAAAUUGAGUCAAGUAAUCUAGAGUUUCGUUUCCGAAAUCACAAAAGCUUCAGCAUUCAGUAAAACGAAGAGAUGUCAUCGAAUAAAACGAGGUUCGGGUUCCGGUUUAUUUCAUACUACGUGCAUAGAGUAUGGGGGAUACGCGAGGGGAAGAAAACUCUUCAACGUGGUUUAUUUAAAAUACAUGUAAUAUGGGGAGGCCAUACAAGAAGCCAAGCUUGUACAGGGUUUGCCCUUGCAAAGAGAAUCCAUGUAGUUUAGACAAUUUAUGAUUAAGAGGAGAUGAUAGUGAUAAUAUGAAAUGGAUAUUAAACACAAAAUUAAAGAAGUCGUGAUCUAAAGACAUUAAUAAAUUGCAAUGUACAGAAUGACCAUCCUUAACUGAAUGUUUAAGGUGUUGCUUGAUAAGUAAAGUAACAAUAAUAACAAUAAUAGUUUUAAAAGGGGAUGAAGAUUUUUCUUGGUUGUUUCGUUUCUGGUUGUUUGUAUGAUAGGGUUAUCACAGAAUUCUCAUUAGAAUAUAAAUUAUCAUUCAGUUGUAAAACAUCAACUUCAGUGAAACAUUGUAAAUGACAUUUUAUUGAUUACAAUACACUGACUUAUUACUAUUGCGAAAAGGUUAGAAAGGAUUAUAUUAAAAUGACUAAUUUAACAAUAAAUAAUUACAAUCUUUCAUAAAAUAUACAUUAAAAAAUAAACAUCGAAAAGUGAGGCGAUUUCAUUAAAUGGAAUGACCAAUCAUUUCGUCCCCAUUCAUUUCCUGCGGCUGAACGUAAAUUCUUCUAAACCUUUCUGUUUGACAGUUUAUUUCCCAUUUCAAUUCCCUUAUACAUAUACCUAAAAAAUUAAAAAUUGUUUGCCGAUGAUGAUCAUUACGCCCACUUAAAACAAAAUUAGGUUUUCUUUAACCUUGUGGUAUAACUUUGAGAAACUGGAGGGAGAUCUCGAACAAUGAUAGAAUCUCAAGUCAAAAAAUGUCUUAACCCUGUACAGGCACAACUUUUCAGAUUCAGAUACACCUUUCAAUUCAGCGCAACACAGCUCAGACAGGUAAUCUCUUAUAUUCGUUCGGGUAAUAUCAACCGAGGUAAUCCCAGGCCUUAAUAAAACACUGUAGAUCCUACUACCAUAGUGACGGUGUCUUUUCUUCAACUCUGUUUGGCCACGCGCAUAAUUUCAAGUCUCAUCAGAUCUACCUGUUACAUUUUUGCAAGCACGUAAUAGUUAUUGACGUAUUGUUUCUAAGAGUGGAUUUACAAAAUAAUUACUAGAAAGAUAAGCAGGAAAAGUUAAAACGUUGUGGCUGACGUGUAUUUAUUUCUUGAAGACAAUGCUGAUUGGUGGCAAAGCUCUUUCUGAUUACAUUUUGAUUA